AUGACUCACUUCCGGCCGCCGCCACCACGGAGAAGGACGCCGGUGACAGGAGGAGCGGGCGCAGUGGACGCGAAGAAGCUGCUCGUGGGCGUGGGAUGCAUGGGGGACCUCCCGGGCCUCGCGGCCAUCGGCAGCGGCUACGGCGGGGGCUUCGGUAACAACGUAGCCGGCGUCCUCGCCGGCGUAACCGGCUCGCUCCGCGGCGUCGGGGGCAGCGUGGGGAGUGUCUCCCGGUUCCUUGGUGUCGGGGGAGCUGGCGGUAUACCUUUCAAAUGGUUUGCUGUUGGUGGCACCCCGUUCGGCGGGCUCGGAGGCGGGUACGGCGGCCGAGGCGCCGACGCCGUGACACCUUGA
Molecule: messenger RNA, 354 nt
Organism: Aegilops tauschii subsp. strangulata
Lineage: Eukaryota; Viridiplantae; Streptophyta; Magnoliopsida; Poales; Poaceae
Source: RefSeq, a predicted model, not a curated record